CGAUGGGCAACGAAGACGGCUUAGAAGACGUGUUUGUUGCCGUCAUUCGUCCAAAGAAUCAAGUCAGCCUUACCUCAAAGGAAUACAAAGCCAAAGCAUAUGAGAUCCUGCUCAAAGAAGUGCCUUUGGAGGGGAAGGAGAAGAAAAGAAAGAAAGUCCUUCUGGCGACGAAGAUUAAACCAGGAGACAAAUCUAGAUCCAUAUUGGAUUAUGUUGAUGAAACAGUGAGACCGAUCUCCAAUAAUCAAAGCUUCAUGGGAAAGCGUGUGGUGCAUAUGAAGAAAUUUAUUCUUGAAGGUGACAAUGAAGGGAAAGAGGCCUCUCUUUUUGUCGUGCCAGUCAGCGUUAAAGACAACAGCAAGUCCAUCCACAACUCCGGGAGCCCCAGUUUUUACUGCUUCCAGGACAUCAUGCGUGUGUGCAGUGAAACCAGCACUCACUUCUGCUCCAUCACCUCCAAGAUGCUCCUGGCUUUGGACAAGUGGUUAGCGGAGCAGCACACCGUGCCUCACGCCAUCCCCGCCCUCUUCAGGCCGGCUCCCGUUGAGCGCGUGAAGACCAACGUAAACAACCCAGCUUACGGCAGCGAUGGUAAACAGAGCGAGGAUGGUCUGCACAUGGGCUACACUGCCCUGGAGAUUAAGAGCAAGAUGAUGUCCCUGGAGAAGGCAGAUAUGUGCAUCCUGAACCCGCUGUUUGGCUCAGAUCUGCAGUACACUAAUCGAGUGGAUAAAGUAAUCAUAAACCCAUACUUUGGGCUUGGAGCACCGGACUACUCCAAGAUCCAGAUUCCUAAAAGGGAGAAAUGGCAACAUGGCCCCAACUGUGUGACAGAAGACAAGGAGCACCAGUGGGUGGAGGACUUUCCUCUUCACCGCAGUGCCUGUGAAGGUGACACAGAUCUGCUUUCUAAGCUUCUUGACAGCGGGUUCUCAGUCAAGCAGCUGGACAGCGAUCACUGGGCUCCCAUACACUACGCCUGCUGGCACGGUAAAGUCGAGGCGACAAAACUGCUGUUAGACAAAGGCAACUGCAAUCCAAACCUGCUGAACGGCCAGCUCAGCUCACCUCUGCACUUUGCAGCCAGAGGAGGCCACGCUGAGAUAGUGAAGCUGCUCCUGCAGCACCCUGAGAUUGAUCGGCACAUCGAGGACCAGCAAAAGAGAUCGCCUCUCCAGGUGUGUGAGGAGAAUAAACAGAACGAAUGGGAGGAGACGAUAAAACUCCUGCAGCAAACCAACAGCAAACCAUAUGAAAAGGUGCGAAUAUACCGGAUGGAUGGGUCCUAUCGCUCUGUGGAGCUAAAACACGGCAACAACACAACUGUGCAGCAGAUAAUGGAGGGCAUGCGUCUUUCUCAGGAGACUCAGCAGUACUUCACCAUUUGGAUCUGCUCAGAGAACCUCCACCUGCAGUUGAAGCCGUACCACAAACCUCUGCAGCACCUGCGAAUCUGGACAGAAAUUGUGACGGACUUGACAGUGCUGGAUCCUCAAAGAGAGACGCCUCAGCUCUUCCUUCGCAGGGACGUACGACUCCCACUUGAAAUUGAAAAAAAGGCGGAAGAUCCGCUGGCGAUUCUCAUCCUGUUCGACGAGGCCCGUCACUGCCUCCUGAAGGGUUUCUUUCCAGCACCGGACAGCAAACUGAUCACGCUGGCCAGCCUCCUCCUGCAGAUCAUUUAUGGCAACUAUGAGAGCAAGAAGCACAAACAAGGCUUCCUUAAUGAGGAAAACUUGAAAUCAAUUGUUCCGAUACUAAAAGUAAAAAGCAAAGCAUACCAUUGGACCAACAGGAUUCUUCAUGAAUACAAGGCCCUGAGCACCAGUGAGGGUGUGAGCAAAGAGAUGCACCAUCUGCAGAGACUCUUCUUACAGAACUGCUGGGACAUCCCGACCUACGGAGCAGCUUUCUUCACGGGACAGGUCUACACCAAGGCCAGCGCAAGCAACCACAAAGUCAUUCGUGUGUACGUCGGGGUCAACACGAAGGGACUGCACCUCAUGAACAUGGAAACCAAGGUUCUUCUCAUCAGUUUAGAAUAUGGCACGUUCAUGUGGCAGCUUGGACACGCGGACCAGUACUUCCAGAUACACAGCGGUGACAACAAAAUGAACUUCAUUGUGCACACAAAGCAGUCUGGCCUUAUUGUGAAGCUUUUAAUGAAACUGAGUGGACAUAUGACUCCAAGUGAGAAAGGCCCAACGGAUAAAUACGCCUACGGCUGA
Nematolebias whitei (Rio pearlfish) is the source of this 2228-nucleotide messenger RNA. RefSeq names its product KRIT1 ankyrin repeat containing (gene krit1). The coding region runs from base 3 to 2228 and encodes 741 amino acids. Gene Ontology annotation, molecular function: protein binding. Gene Ontology annotation, biological process: regulation of establishment of cell polarity; negative regulation of angiogenesis; cell redox homeostasis. Gene Ontology annotation, cellular component: plasma membrane; cytoskeleton. The record is from RefSeq and is a predicted model, not a curated record. Lineage: Eukaryota; Metazoa; Chordata; Actinopteri; Cyprinodontiformes; Rivulidae. The transcript has 16 exons.